UGAAAACAGUGAAUCUUAAUUUAGACAUGGAAGAAACAAUUCCUAGCAAAACCAAAGUUAAAAUGCCCACAGAGAGAAGGAUAGUUUCAAAUCCUAACACAUUGGCUGAAAAAGCCCUUGAAAACCAGAUAGGUGUAGAAGAACAGGAAACACUGAGCCAAAAUAAUUCCAUGUGCAGGAGCAAAAAUCUGGAUAGUUGCUGGUUUCUGCUGGAAAUUGAUGAAGUCAUAGAUGGAGUUUCUGUGUGUGUUACAGAUGAAGAAAAGAAGUCCAGAGAGUUGGGCUGUGAAGAUGUACUUUUAGAUCAUGGUUUUGGCUUUCCACAGUCAGAGAACAAGUCAACAUAUCCGUCACUCUCAGAUGAUGUUACAAUUAUCAAUCCCUGUGUGAUUGAAAAAGAAACUAUGCCAAGAGAACACAAAGAGCCAUCUGAUGGAGAAAUCAAUAAUGUGGAAGAGGAAGAAAGCCUGCAACCACAACAAUCUCAGGGUGUACAAAUUGUCUUUUACGAACUGCUUGGGUCAGUAGUCAAACUUCUUGGAACUCCAAGUGUUAACUACGAAACUAUCAAUUUGGCAAAGCUCACAGAGCUGGAGGAUUCUUCAGUUGAUAAGAGCCAUGACGAGUGCAUGCAUUUUACCACAUAUAUGACACCGCAAACUGCAAGUAUCACUGAACUUUUUUCUAUUUUCUAA
Molecule: messenger RNA, 695 nt
Organism: Elgaria multicarinata webbii
Lineage: Eukaryota; Metazoa; Chordata; Lepidosauria; Squamata; Anguidae
Exons: 4
Coding region: 27-695 (222 amino acids)
Source: RefSeq, a predicted model, not a curated record